This is a messenger RNA of Dromaius novaehollandiae (emu), 2552 nucleotides long. It is a transcript of the gene PIGR, whose product is annotated as polymeric immunoglobulin receptor. NCBI's taxonomy places the organism in Eukaryota, Metazoa, Chordata, Aves, Casuariiformes, Dromaiidae. The transcript is spliced from 11 exons. Bases 133 to 2097 code for a protein of 654 amino acids. Gene Ontology annotation, molecular function: transmembrane signaling receptor activity. Gene Ontology annotation, cellular component: plasma membrane. The record is from RefSeq and is a predicted model, not a curated record.
AGGCAGGACGGAGCGGAGCAGAGCGGAGCGGCCGCCGGGUCCAGCGCGUCUCCACGGGGUCGGUCUGGAAGAGAAGCAGGGACAACGUGCGAAGCGGUCUGCGGACCCAGCCUGGCGCGGAGCGGAAGCAAAAUGACUUUCCUCGCGCUCAUCUUCCUGCUCUCCCUCCUGCACGCUGCAGCUGCGAGAAGCAAAUACCCGCCCAAAGGAGCAGUUUUGAGCCCUGUAUUUGGACCGAGGGAGGUGAACGGUUUGCUGAACGGAUCGGUCAUUGUGAAAUGCUUCUACCCCCAAACCAAGGUGAACAAGCACGACAGAAAGUACUGGUGCAGGGAGUCGACGAGGAGCUGCCAGACCAUCGUCUCUUCCAACGGCUACAGGGCUGCAGGCUACAAGGACAGAGCAUCCAUCAUCGACUACGCAGAGCAGGGCAUAUUCCUAAUCAACAUUUCGCAGCUAGCGUUGGCGGACAGAGGCACUUAUCGAUGUGGCCUUGGCCUCAACGGCAGAACACUCUCCUUCCAAGUCCAGGUGGAUGUUUCUGAAGGUCCCAACAUCCCCGAGGAAGCCGAACUCUUCUACGUGGAGCUGGGAGGCUCUGUGACCAUGUCCUGCAGCUUUGGUGAAGAGUAUGGGAGUGAAAGGAAAUACUUAUGCAAGAUGGAGAAAUCUGGCUGCCGAAACAUCAUCGAUACCUACGGGAAGGUGGACGAAGAAUACGCAGGGCGCAUUUUGCUGAGCAAUCAGGACUCUCUAGGGUCAUACAGCAUCAUGAUGACUCAGCUGGGCUGGGAAGACUCGGGGCUCUACUUGUGUGGUGUUGGGGUCUACGGAGAGACUGGAGAAACUAAGGAACUGGAUUUGCAUGUCUAUGAAGGGACAGAUGUUCCUCAAGGAAAACACACAAUAUUUGGAAUGAAAGGAGGUUCGGUGGCUGUUGAAUGCCACUACAACUCUAGAGAAAGAAGCUCAGUGAAGUACUGGUGCAAGUGGAGGAAAAAUGGGUGUGCUCGGAUAAUAGACAGCUCUGGGUUUGUGUCCGACGCGUACGAAGGAAGAGUAGCCAUGUACGAUGACCCAGAGAACAACACGGUUACCAUCAUCCUCAACCAGCUGGUGGAUGGCGACAAAGGCUAUUACUGGUGCAUGACAGAUGAAAACAGGGAAAGGAAAUCAUCAAAGGAGUUGAAGAUCAUCGAUGGGGAACCUAGUUUAACAGGAGAGAAGGAAGUGGAAGCGAACGUGGGUUCACAGGUGCUUCUAGCUUGCUCUUACCCGUGCAAGUACUACUCCUACGAGAAGUAUUGGUGCAAGUGGACCAGCACCAGCUGCACCCCUGCGACGGCUUCCAACCAAAGCUCCCUGGGGCUGAACGUUGGCUGUGAGAAGGCCAACAAGACACUCUUCCUAAAUUUUGACCCUGUGGCACUGACGGACCAAGGCUGGUACUGGUGUGGAGUGAAGCGCAACGGCGUCUAUGGGGAAACCAUGGCAGUGCACCUACGAGUAGGUGGAGCAACGGUAGCUGCGGAAAGCGUCGCCAAUCCCAGCCCAGAGCUCCUGGACGUCGACGCUGCCAGCGAGGUCCAGGGCGGUGCUAGUCCCCAAGGCAGAGCCAGCAGCAGCGCCGGAGAGGAAAGGGCAGCCAGCGUGGAGAGCUCUGGAGAAGGCGAUGGCUCAAACAACACCCUCGCUGUUGUCCUGGCCGUUCUCGGUGCAGUGCUCCUGAUCCCCGCUACAGUUUUUGCUAUUUACAAAUACCGGCAGAUAAAGCGAUCUGACCUGGUUUCAGUCGGGAGCUACAGGACGAACAUCAGCAUGUCGGACUUCGAGACCGCCAAGGAGUACGGAGCAAACGAUAACGCCUGCAUGACAGAGACCCAGGAGACGCAGACCGGGGGGGACGAAUUCGUGACCACCACGAACAACGCUGAAAGCACUGCCGAGGCCAAGAAGGCGAAAAGGAGCUCCAAGGAGGACUCGGACGUCGCCUACUCCGCUUUCCUGCUGCAGGCGAGCGCCGUGGCCCUGGGGCACCGCGCCGAGGGCAGCACCGCCUCGGCCGCCCCGCCGGCGCCCCGGGACGGCCAGCUGUGACCGCGGGAGCCCGCGCUGCGCCCUUCGUCGCCGUCGCUGCUUGCUUCAUCUUCGUCUUCUCUCAUUAAAAUUCCGCUUGGAGGGGUGAUUUGGUAAGGAGCUGGGAUCCCGCAGCGCGCUGGUCCCGGGAAACGGGCUCCCGGGUGCAAGGGGCUCCUCGGAGCAGCUCGGACCACGAGGGAGCGACGGCUCGAGCGGCUUCGCCUCCCUGGGGCCUGCGUCUGACCAGCGCCACGUGCAACGUGGAGGGCUCUCAAGGAUCAGGAAACGCACUUAAUAAUCUCAUUUUUUUUUAAAGGCAGCUAGAAAAUACUUCUGAAUGUAUUUCUGAAUACUUCUGACUCAUUCUUUUGAUUCUUCUAAGCUUUCAAACUCGGACGGCAGUGCCCGAGGUGGCCUGACGUGUUUUUACUCGCGAUAUUCACCAAUAAAGAAUACACUUGCCUUUUAGCAGA